Molecule: messenger RNA, 1762 nt
Organism: Entelurus aequoreus (snake pipefish)
Lineage: Eukaryota; Metazoa; Chordata; Actinopteri; Syngnathiformes; Syngnathidae
Exons: 4
Coding region: 140-979 (279 amino acids)
Cellular component (GO): nucleoplasm; cytoplasmic stress granule
Molecular function (GO): RNA binding
Source: RefSeq, a predicted model, not a curated record
CCCGCCCACAUUGCGGUGUGGUUUCCUGGUGGUGGAACGCGAGACUCAAGCCAGCAAAAGCCGACGUCCUCCGAACGCUGUAAACAACAAAAAAGUUAACUUAACGGCGCGGACUCCACGACACUUCCAGCGAAAAGACAUGCAUAUCAAGACGGGUACAUGGGAAGCUAGCAACACCGUGUGCGAGUCCGAUUCCCUGUGCGACCCGGCAGUCCUCGUUUCAACCACCAACUCGGAGCCGCACAUUCGAAACCGACGCCUGUCCCCCGGCUCUGGUAACUGUGGUGGCGGCGGCGGCGGCGGCUGCAUCGCCGGUGGGGACCAACAGACGCGGCAGCUCUUGCCCGACGCCAACCACGCGCACACCUUCAGUUUCCGCCGGGAAAAGGAGCGCAAGGGCCAGCCGCACAAGGGCCGCGGUCUCCGCCGGGAGAUCCAGAAGGGGCUGAGCCGGCCCCCCAAGGCGCCGCAGAAAGAGAGGUGGGUGGAGGACAGUUUGUCACUGCUCAAGCCCCCGCCCGCCUUCCCGGUGCAGGACAGCCCCGCCAAGCUGCAGCCGGCCGUCAGCUACGCCUCCAAGGUCAAGGCCAAAACCGCCGGCGGCAUUCUGGAGGAGGACCGCCCCGCCAUCGGCGUUCUGCUACAGAACCAAUGGGGUCUCAGCUUCAUCAGCGAGACCAGGCCCGUGCCAGAGGGCUCCAACCAUCCCGCCGCCGACUCCCCCCCACACACGCCGGCGUCAGACGCCCUCGUCGCAGUGCCCGCUCCCGAAGAAACCCCCAGUCCCUUCGCUACCUCCGCCGCCCCGCCUUCACAUCCCGACGUGGACGUGAACAACGGGGAGCUGCUGCUUAGUUGUCGCCACCUCAUGGAGGCUUUGAACUUUCACAAUAGAGAAUGGAACGCAAUCUGCAACAAACAAAAAAAAGAUCCAACAAGGGUGGUGUGGUACAAGGACUUCCAGGAGCACCCAGCCUAGCAGACACAACAACCCAAAAAGCGUAUACAAACCCACGCACACACACUCUAACAGGCCUUCAUGCACAUUGAGAAAUAACGAUGGACAAUAGUUUGAGUCCCUUCACACACUCACACACACACACACACACACACACACACACACACACUCACACACACACACUCACUCAGGAUGAUGUCUUCAUGCAAAGCCACACUGAGACACUUUGGACUAAUAACUCCUUUGAGAUAUUUCUAUGUUUUUUUAAUGGCCUUAUAUAUAUAAAAAGAAGUCUGCCUUAAGUAAUCAGGCGGUUGUUCCAUCACCUUACCAAUUUUAGCAAGUAUGUGAGAGCGGGUCUUUUUUUUUUUUUUUCAAUAUAAAUCUUUAAGGAGCUUUACAUGAAUUUGUCCCCAACCCCUUUUUUUUUUUUUUUUUUGUGGAAACUGUCCCGUGCGACGCGAGUGGUCAAUCAAGCACUUUCUUAAAAGCUAAAUCUGUUGUGACCAAUCCCCCAUGUGAGAAACUCUUUUUUUUUUUUCUUCCCUGCUCGUUUUACUGUUAACGUCUUGGGUUUUGCAGAGGGGUGCGUUCAAAAGCACAGGAGAAUUUGCCCUUUAACUCUGUCAGAUCUUAAUGCUGUCGCUCCCUUUUUAUUUGUGUCGCCGGGUGAUUGUCGCUCACCAAAAACCAGAAGGGAGCUCCAUGUUCAACUUGGUUUUUUUUGAGAAAAACGUUUAAAAAUUUACACUGGAGGAGGAAUGUAAGUGAACAGUAUUGGUUAAUAAAAACAAAUAAACUUGA